This is a messenger RNA of Ambispora leptoticha, 567 nucleotides long. Lineage: Eukaryota; Fungi; Glomeromycota; Glomeromycetes; Archaeosporales; Ambisporaceae. The record is from the annotation of a GenBank genome assembly.
AUGACGGAUCACCAUGGAAAAAUCCCCAAAGACUAUGUGCGUUUGGGUUCUCAUAUCACGCUCAAACAUGUAAUGACUGGCAGAUUUCUCGCUAGUCAAAAACAGAAUUAUCAUGGUGGUUCUCAGCAACAACAAGUUUUUGGUAACCGAUGGACACCAGGCCCUGAUGAUUAUUGGAUCGUGAUGCCAGCACACAAACAUGAUGGCGAACCCGGCGCUAAAAUACGAUACGGUGAUGGAAUCCGAUUGAAACAUGUUACAACUCGGCGUAAUUUGCACUCCCAUAAUGGAUUCAAGUCACCGGUAUCGAACCAACAAGAAGUAACCUGCUUUGGAGACGAUCACAACAGCGAUAGCAAUGAUAACUGGAUAGUACAACGACACAGCUACAAUCAAGUUUACGAAAAGUCGCAAUGGCAUGUAGACGAUAUAAUAUCGUUGCAUCAUGCGAAUACCAAGUUAGCGCUUCAUAGUCACGAUAUUGCGCUCGAUGGCGAACAUCAAGAAGUCACUUGUUUCGGUAAUGGACAUGAAGAAAAUGAUAAGUGGCGAAUUACGUUCAGUUAA